Procambarus clarkii (red swamp crayfish) is the source of this 4195-nucleotide messenger RNA. Its product is annotated as putative ferric-chelate reductase 1 homolog. Gene Ontology annotation, cellular component: membrane. The record is from RefSeq and is a predicted model, not a curated record. NCBI's taxonomy places the organism in Eukaryota, Metazoa, Arthropoda, Malacostraca, Decapoda, Cambaridae.
GGUUACAACAGUUCACUUUCCACCCUCGACGUGAGUGUGCGUGCGUGUGUGGCCACUCCUGGCUUCCUAGCUUUUCCUACUUUAUUAACUUGUAAAUACCUGAAAUUGACGUUAUAGAUAGUUGGUGCACUACGUGAUAUCCUAUAAGAAUUUGGUGUAAAUACUCGCCAGAGGCCUACCCAUAAAACCCUUCAAGAUGGUUCCAGGUGCGGGAGUAAUGGCGACCGCACUGGUGAUAUGGGCAUGCUUCUGUGGCAGCGCAUGGGCGUUCUCCCAAGGCGCGCCCGACACUGCCUGCGCUACCAGAAUACCUAAGCAUGGCGUCGGCCCUCAGAACAGCCCCCCGCCUUACACCAUAACGCCAGGGUCGGUGCAGGUGCAAGGUGGAGAGAGGAUGCUGGUGACGUUGCAGGUGGCCGGGAACACUGUCUUCAAGGGCUUCAUAAUACAAGCGCGGGCGUCAGACACUCAGAAAGUGACUGGCACGUUUUUCACUACCGACCACAAGUACCUAAACUGCGACAACGGCAUGAACAACGCAGUCACUCACAAGGGUCCGGCGGACAAGACCAAAGUAACGCUCAUGUGGGAACCUCCGUCAGACUUUGCUGGCGAUGUUGUCUUUGUGGGAUCAUUUGUGCUGGAGAGGACAAGCUUCUGGGUGGACGUGACCUCGGAGAAGAUCAAUGUGACCAAGCGAGCUGUGGCCCAGGAAGCUCCUGUUGAUGUAACACCAGCCCCUACUUCCACCACCACUUCCACAUCCACCACCACCACAACAACCACAUCCACCACCACUACCACCACCACUACCUCUUCACCCUCUGUAAUUUUGGAUUCCAAUGCGGUUGGUGCAAAGAAUGCGGGUGACUUUGUCAUCAGUGUGGUUGAUGCACCUGGUUCAGAUGUAGUGAAGAAUGACAACAGUUUGAAUAAGCCUGAUAAAAACGAUAAUCUUUCAACUCUUGCUCCAUUCCCAACUUCAAUUUCUACUUCACCUCAGUCUUCAACUGUCAAUCCUGGUAGUCCUGUUAGUGAUAGUAGUACAAAUAGCAGUAGAACUAGUCCAGUGGGUACUAGUGAGGGUGAAGGUGUUACGGAGGAGGAAGAGGUUAUAGGGGAUCAAGAUGGUACGGAGGAAGGUGGUACCACAGAGGGAACCGGCAGGACACCACCUCGGCGAAGGUUUGGCCUUCUGGGGCGCAAAAAAAAUACACCGGCUGCUGCUGCCACCACUUCCACCACCACUUCCACCACCACUGAAACUACUGCAUCUCGUGCACCUAGUGUUCCUAGUCAAGACCUGUCACCAGAAGCACAAAGUUUGGAGAUGGCUCUAGUGAAUAUCUACGACACCUGUGAGCUGGAGAAGGGAUGUUUUGGCUUUCCCCCAGGAUGUGAAGCAAACAAAAAGUGUGACAUGAUGGUGACUUACUCUACAGUGUCAUCCUCUGGAUACAAGUUUGAAAUUAUGGGAACAAUAAGUUCAGGAUAUGUGGCUUCUGGGCUUUCUGAUGAUGAACACAUGGGAAGAGAUAGUGUUGUGGCUUGCAGAAAUCUGAAUGGCAAGAUGGAUGUUCUUAUGGCAUAUAAUACAGAUGAUCAUAAUGAAUUCCUUGCUAACCCCAAGUAUGGUAUAAGUGAUAUAAAAACACUACAAGUUAAUGGAAAGGUAUAUUGCACAUUCGUCCGCCAGCCCAGGACAGAGAUUAAGAAUAUUGUUUUUGACUUGGAUAAAGAUACCUUCCAUUUGAUGCUUGCUGCUGGUCCUGCUGAGGAAAGCAAGUUGCGAUACCAUGAUAAUCGUAUAGUAUCAUCGGGCACAGUCUCCAUGCAUACUUUUGCAUCUGUUGGUGUUUCUAGUGAAAUCUUCAAGACUCUUCAUGCUUGCUUUAUGAUUGGUGCUUGGAUUUGUGCUGCCUCUUGUGGUAUUAUCUUCGCACGCUACUACAAGACAACCUGGCUCUCGCAUCGCAGCUGUGGCAUUGAUCAGUGGUUCCACUUUCAUCGUUUGUUUAUGAUGCUGACGUGGAGUCUCACAGUUGCAGGCUUCAUUCUUAUUGCGUACUACCUGAAGGGCUGGACCCGACAUGACCCUAAAGAAAACCCUCAUGCUAUAAUUGGUAUUAUUUCUGUAGGUCUCUGCUUUUUGCAACCAUUCAUCGCUCUCUGUCGCUGUGCACCUACUUCUAGAAAUCGGCCCCUAUUUAAUUGGCUACAUUGGUUCAUUGGAAACUGUGCUCAGAUACUUGGCAUAACAGCAAUCUUCUUUGGUUUUCCUCUGAUUAAUGGUCCAGAGUGGACAACAUUCAUCCUGAUUAUCUUCAUUGCAUUCCAUUGCCUCAUCCACCUCAUCCUCUCGAUUGGACAGUGUGUAAGUGACUCGAAGGCGGAGCGCAUGAGUAACGUAUACCCAAUGAAGGAGAUGAAUGGUAGUCGUAAUCCUCUUCACCCAACAGAAAAAAGGACAGAUGCUCCGGGAGGUGGAUUCCGCAAGGCAAUGCUGGCUUUAUAUUUCCUUGUCAACUGGGUGAUUACUGCAGUACUAAUCAUUAUUGUUAUUGCUGGUGAGAAAACUCUGAAGGAAUGGGGAAUAAUUUUUUGGGAAAAGUAAGGUGAUGUCAUUACUUAACUGUAAUUAGCCGAGUGACAAUAUAGUGCUGUAUUCCCAUGAAAUCUACCAUUCUUAUGUAUGUAAUCUAGAAUAUGUAACUGUGCAAUGUCUAAAAUAUGAAAAUUUUUAACUAUUUUUGAAAUCUUGUGGAAUGGCAAUACAAACUGAACAAUAGGCAACAGUAUUAGAUUAACUAGAAAAAUACUAUCAUAAGUUUUUUAAUUUACUUAAUUUAUUGUGAAUGGAACUAUUAAGACUGUACUUUUGUGGAUAUGCUUUAGUGAGGUCUGAUGUAAUAUGAAGUCCAUAAAAAAAAGAAUUUAAUAUAAAUGUUUCAUAUUUUUGCACAUAAUGCAAUAAAAUUCUAAAAAUACAAGAAGUUCAGUGAAAUUUAAAUUGCAUAAAUAAAUGCUGGAGUAUUUUCAGAAAUCAAAAUAUUAAUGAAGUAUGUGGUGUGUAAUAGAGUAUAUGCCAGUGUUGUCCAGGUAUAGGUUAGAAGCACAAAGCUCUUGGUCACAUUGUUCAAUAAGUUGUAUACUUGUUUAACACUGAUCUUGUUUAUAUAUAUAUUUUUUCUCUCCUCCAAAGUAUUUGGUUGGAGUAUAGAGAUUAUAUGAUGGUGAAAAUGUAAGGUCAGAUACCGUACAAGACACUAUAUAUUUUUCUGUAUUAAUAUGCUUUAAAGCAGAAACUUGAAGUGUUCAGUUAUUAUUAGGGAAAGAAUGAUGUGUGAAUGUACUGUACAUGCCUGUGAAUGUGUGCUUUAAUAAACAAAAUUUGUUUUUGAUGAACAUGAUCCUGUUUCUCCAUGUCUUUUCCUUCCACUUUGCAGAAAUCUUGCCAUUGUAAAAUGUUCAUCAAAUACUGCAAAGGUAAAGCCAUAAAUAAUGCUAGAAAUGUUUGACGAUGUUUUGAGGAUUGGCUUGAACAAGUUUUUCAUUAACAAAAUACUGUAUAGAAAAGAAAAAUUAGUGUAUCAGAAAAUAGAGAUGAUGAUAUGGAGCAUUUAAAAACAAAAAUGGAACCAGAUCAGUGUCAUGUGAGAGUAACUGUGUGUGGUAUUUUGCAGAACACUGCAGUCAGUCAGUCAGUCAGUCAGUCAGUCAGUCCUCUGUACAAUAAAUGUGUUCCAUGGCAGUGCUUCCAUGGACAGUUGGUAACAACUCUUCACAUUUUGGCCGUGAAGCCUACUAUACAAAUGUAUAAUCAUUUACAUAAAUGAAGCAGUCUUGAAAGAUUUUAUAAAAGGUUGUGUGUGUGUGUGUGUGUGUGUUUGUUUUACCAGUAAACGACAUUAUCUAUUUUUAACUAAGAUUAAUGUUUAUCUUAAGUUUCACUUAUUGUACCAUCAUUAUUUUACGAAAGACUAUAUCACUUUUAGUAUACUCUGUAAAUAAUUAAUAUAAUUUUAAAAAUAAAUUAACAUUUUCUUAUAGUAUUUAUUUUCAUGGUGUGUUGUAUGCAACAAUUAUUGGCAAAAUUAACUAUCUAGGACAUUUUGAACUACUUACAUUGCACUUCGUAUCCAAAGGCUGUUAUUUUGCUGGUUGUAGCAUGUAAUAAAUAAAUAUAUGUUCUUUA